CUCAAGCUAGCUGAAUAUGGUCGCAUUUGUUUUUUAGCCUCCAACUUUUGUUUAACUGAAUUGAAGUUCUUAUCGAAGAAGUAUGAAAACCGGCGAAAAAAUGGAGGAGGAGACAGAGACUGCAUUUGAACGCCACCAAGCUAUCAUUCCCCAGGUGAAAGAGGCCUAUGACGAAGUCAUUCAACAGAUAUUUGCGGACUUGAGUCCUUCAGAUCUGGAUGUUUGUGCAGCCAUUUUGGAGGAAAAGGAGGAUACUUGCUUGGACACCGAACAGAUGAUAAAUAGCACCCGUCGGCUCAUGACCAAGAUCGUCCUUGAUGUGAAUCAAUGCUUCUUUGCCGGCAACGAUGUGAAGACCAAGCUGACCACUUUGGAGAUGCUGAAGGAGCAGUUUGCUGCCCACGAGGGAAAGGAUUGGAACUUCAACGGUGUGUCCCCAGAAGAACUCACUCGCCCGUUGCGCAUGCACAGUUUGGCUCUGAGCAUUCGCUUUAUGGAGCGCCAACUGAAGUCCCAGGAAAAGGAACUUGAGAUUGCUAUGUCCAAAAGCAAUGCGAAUCGACAGCUUGUACGAGAUGUGCAGAGUGAACGAGUGAAAUUGGGCGUCAUAAUACAAGAGCAGCUGGCUCAGUAUCAGGAAAUGAUGCCACAAUUAAUCGCCAUAGAGCGGUCCAUAAAUGAGAUUUGAUUUAACCUUAAAAUUUAUUUAUGUUAUGAUUAUUUAAUAAAGGAAAUGUU
Messenger RNA from Drosophila gunungcola (fruit fly), 738 nucleotides. RefSeq lists its product as uncharacterized. The record is from RefSeq and is a predicted model, not a curated record. The transcript has 4 exons. Bases 83 to 688 code for a protein of 201 amino acids. Lineage: Eukaryota; Metazoa; Arthropoda; Insecta; Diptera; Drosophilidae.